Messenger RNA from Antechinus flavipes (yellow-footed antechinus), 1685 nucleotides. RefSeq names its product putative olfactory receptor 5AK3. The record is from RefSeq and is a predicted model, not a curated record. Gene Ontology annotation, biological process: G protein-coupled receptor signaling pathway; sensory perception of smell. The transcript has a single exon. NCBI's taxonomy places the organism in Eukaryota, Metazoa, Chordata, Mammalia, Dasyuromorphia, Dasyuridae. Gene Ontology annotation, molecular function: olfactory receptor activity; G protein-coupled receptor activity; odorant binding. Gene Ontology annotation, cellular component: membrane. The coding region runs from base 307 to 1236 and encodes 309 amino acids.
AAACCAACUUCAGAAUGUGGAGAAAAUAUCAGAGCAUCCUCAUUCAAAAUUGCCAUGUUGGUUGGUUUUGCUCAACUUUUUUCUUCUUUUUCUUUUUCAGUCUUUGCCAAAUAAGAUGGUUCCUUCAAUGGGAUAGUGGAGAGAGAUAAAUUCAGAAAUGAAAAUGAUGUGAAAACAAAAUAUUUGAAUAAUUUUCUUUAAAAUUCCCCUAUUGUUAAAAUAAUUCUAGUUCAAUCCUAAUAUGAGGUCACUAAAAUCUCUUGGUCCUUCUCUCUGUCUCCUUCAUUUGCAGAUGAUCUAAAAAUCAUGACCCAAGAAAAUGGCACCAGAGUGACCGAGUUCAUUCUACUGGGAUUUGCAGUUCGACAAGAAAUUCAGUACAUCCUCUUCCUGGUGUUUCUGCUCAUCUACAUGACAUCUCUCGUGGGCAAUGUUGAUAUGAUUCUACUCAUCAAGUGUGAUGCUCGCCUUCACACUCCCAUGUAUUUUUUCCUUCAAAACUUGGCUUUUGUUGACCUGUGUUACACAUCCGCUAUCACUCCCAAGAUGUUGGUCAACUUUCUGGUCUCAGAUAAAUCCAUCUCAUUUUCAGGGUGUGUGAUACAAUUAUAUGUUUAUGGUGUAUUUGCCACAAUUGAAAGUUACCUUCUAGCUUCCAUGGCUGUAGAUCGUUAUGUGGCCAUCUGUAACCCACUCCGUUACCCAAUAGUCAUGUCCCAGAGAGCUUGCAUCCAGUUGGUCACUGGAUCCUAUUUUAUAGGCUCCCUGAAUGCUACCACACACACAAGCUUUCUCCUUUCACUAUCUUUCUGCAACUCUAACAAAAUCAAUCAUUUCUUUUGUGAUUUGCCCCCAAUGCUGAGUCUUUCCUGUUCUAAUAUUGAUGUCAAUGUCAUGUUAGUCAUGAUUUUUGUGGGCUUUAAUCUGGUAAGCACAUUGCUAGUUGUGUUCUUCUCCUAUAUUUACAUCCUGGCUGCCAUCUUAAGGAUGCCUUCUACUACAGGGAGGAAUAAAGCUUUCUCUACUUGUGCCUCCCAUCUGACUGCUGUCACCAUUUUCUAUGGGACACUCUCUUACAUGUAUUUACAGCCUUCUUCCAGUGAGUCACAAGAAAAUGAUAAAGUGGCCUCUGUGUUUUAUGGUAUUGUGAUACCCAUGCUGAACCCCCUGAUCUACAGUCUGAGAAACAAGGAGGUGAAAGAGGCGGUGAAAAUGCUCAUGAAAAGUUGUUCAUGACUUGGCUCUUUCCAAAAGUGAGGUGAUUCAGAUCAAUUCCAAUAGACUUGGGAUGGAGAGAACCAUCUGCAGCCAGAGAGCAGACUAUGAACACUGAAUGUGGAUCACAACAUAGUAUUUUCACUUUUUUGAUGUUGUUUGCUUAUUUGUUUUUCUUUUUCAUUUUUUUCUUUUUGAUUUGAUUUUUCUUAUGCAGAACAAUAAAUGUGGAAUUAUAUUUAGAAGAAUUGCAUGUGUUUAACCUAUAUUGAAUUACUUGCUGUAAAAAAGAGAGGCAAAGGGGGGAGGGAAAAACUUGGUUUUUGCAAGGUUAAAUGUUGAAAAUUAUCUUUGUAUGUAUUUUGAAAAAUAAAAAGCUACUAUUAUUUUUUAAAAAGAAAAGAAAAGAAAACCUGCUUACCAAAAAAAGUUGUUCAUGAGUCAGGGCUUGUUUUCCAGCUUAGAGAAAC